Messenger RNA from Stegodyphus dumicola, 879 nucleotides. RefSeq lists its product as uncharacterized. Gene Ontology annotation, biological process: positive regulation of voltage-gated potassium channel activity; regulation of synaptic transmission, cholinergic; sleep. Lineage: Eukaryota; Metazoa; Arthropoda; Arachnida; Araneae; Eresidae. The record is from RefSeq and is a predicted model, not a curated record.
CUAUUUCGUUUCGAAGGCGGCUUUUUAUGCUGGUACGUCAUCAACCAGAGGGAUUGGUACUAAUUUUGGAUAUUUUAUUUUGAGCACUUCUUAUGAGUUAACCUUUCUUUCUACUAAGGACUCUCUUCCGACGUAGACAUCAUUUUCUCCUCCCUAGAACGUUUUAAACGGUAAAAAAACCGGAAAUAAACAGAGGCAAAAUAACAAAAAGGUUAUGUUCCGAAAUUUUGGAAUUACUUGUUGUGCAGCAUGUAUAAUUGUGAUUCUCUGUUUAUGGAUACCUACACCAGGUUCUGCUCUAAAAUGCCACGUUUGCAACUCGUUAGAUAAUGAAACAUGCGACGACUUAAAGGAUAACAGAUUCUUGGUGGACUGUUACACAGUCAACAGUAAUCCAGAAAGGAACCACAGUAAUUGCAGAAAGGAAGUUUUUUCUGCGUAUUCUGCAGCAUUUGGAAUGAACACUCAGAGGACAUUUCGUACUUGUGGAUAUGAAAAGCAUCCCAGAUUUUCUUGCUUUUACUCUUCCAAUAUCGAUCUGAAAGGUACAACUUGUGAAUGUACUGAAGACGGUUGCAAUGAGGGCAGCACAUUACAGUUUACAAUGCAAUCGUUUUGUACUGUAAUAUUUGGACUCUUCUUGUCAUUCAUUAUUACAUAGAUGAAUAAUAUCUUGAAAAAUGAUGUACGGGUCACAAUUUACUAAUAUUUGCAUUAAUUUUAGAUGAAUUUAAUGUAAGUAUUUAAAAACUUUUAACACGCAUAUUUUUACAUGUUUCUAAAGUUAGUUUUCAAAGCAAAAUAUUGCUAAAUUGCUACCAUUACUUAAUUUCUGAUUCUGAAUGCCAAUAAAUGAAGUUUAUAAUUCACAGACUUAAA